This is a messenger RNA of Mugil cephalus (flathead mullet), 8222 nucleotides long. RefSeq names its product bromodomain adjacent to zinc finger domain protein 2B. NCBI's taxonomy places the organism in Eukaryota, Metazoa, Chordata, Actinopteri, Mugiliformes, Mugilidae. Gene Ontology annotation, molecular function: DNA binding; protein binding. The coding region runs from base 620 to 7168 and encodes 2182 amino acids. The transcript is spliced from 40 exons. The record is from RefSeq and is a predicted model, not a curated record.
GUUGGCUUUUAGUGAAGAAGAAGAAGCCCUGGGCUGACGUCACUUGGCUGUAGUUGCCUGGAGUGAAGCGGAGGAGAGUCUCUCUCUGUUCUUCAAUGUGCGACCAGAGACCAACACGUUCAGUCACACUCUCAAUUACUGACCGGGCUCUCCAUGAAUCUCUCAAAACCAGCGCAAGAAAAAGGAAAAAAAAAACCCAACAACCCCCCCCUUCCAAAAAAAAAAAAGCAAACUAGGAAGUAAACGAACACGCCUCGCACUUUAAAGGAUUUUCAUCGAUAAGGUUUCUGUCACCGGGGCUAACCGCUGAGCUAACGUAGCAUCUCUUUCGUGUUGUCUUUCCACCCGUCGCACUGAAAAACCGCUGCCCGACGCGAAUAAGACAAGACAAGUUAGAAGUGUUUGGCUGCGAACGUGGUUGCCGGGCUUUAAACUUUGUUCACGACACAACUGUUGUCACGUUGGAAUUGUAACUUGGAGACGCGAAGAAGAACAAGAACAAGAGUUGCCUCUUUACGGACUUUCCGCAACUAGUUACCGUGACACCGGUGAUGUUCACCACCUCCGUGUCCAGGUGGAGAGAGGUGAUGUCACAGAGCUGAGGAGAGUCUCAUGCGAUAUGGAGUCACCAGCCCCGUCCUCCCUUCACAUGGCCUCCUCCUCAACCAGCUCCUCUCCUGCUCCGUCCCAGACACUCCCCUCCAAGUACAGUUCAGCCCCUAGUCCCGACGGCAGCUCCUCUCUAACCACCUGCGGUUAUUCACUGCAGAAUACUCCCGACGGGUCCAAUGGCUUUAACUCAAUCAGCCAUCCUGCUUUUGGGCUUUACGCUUCAAGUUCAGGCCGCUCCGAGUUCGGAGGUCUCGGAAGUCUUGGUUUGUCUGCCUUGGCUGCUCAAUCACAGUUCGGUACAUUUCCAAAUUGGUGGCGGCCGUCUGAGGCACAUGCCAGAGGAACAACGGCCUUCUUUCCCCCUCUUCUAGGUUUGCAUCCCGUAUUUGUAUCGGCUUUCAAGAGCCAUGAUCCUCUCGAUUUACAGUCACAUACCUCAGGUGUGAAUGGAACAGUGAAUGGUAGGGGUGCUUCAUCUCCUGCUGGGAACUCUGCUGUGAACACCAGUUCAUUUCCAGCAACGGGAAAUAAGGAGAACGCUCGAGGCGACUUGAGUCGGAGUGAAAAAAGCAGCUACGGGUUAAGCCAUCUACAUCAGAAGACUUCUCUGAAAACAAAGGAAAAGAAACUCGACAAGAAACCACCAGAGACAUCCAGCAUGAGUGGCAGCCAGUCGGGAUCCCUGUCAGAAAGCUCCAGCGAUGGCGAGGACAGCAGCAGCGACGUGGACGACAUGGAGGAGGAAGAUGAGGACAAUGAUGAAGAUGAUCAGAGCAGCGAGAGCGACGAUUCUGAUUCAGAAAAAGAGAGUCCAGUUAAAAAGAAACUCAAACGGCUGACACAGAACACUCCAGAGAGUAAAAAGAAAAGACCCUGCGCUGCUGAUGAAAAUACAAGUCAAGACAGUCACCGUGGCGGUGUCGCUUUGACUCCCUCUUAUCACCUCCAGACCUAUUCCCAACCUGCUGGCCUGCAGUCCACAGCGCUCUUUCUCCAGAGCCUGAGGGCUGCGGAAGAGGAAGGCCAGAAGCACAUCAGCGUCAUACAGGCCACGGGACUCCCAGUCAGCAACUGUGCUUUACCACAGUCCCAAAGGGAGGGUUGCCCUCAGUCCUCCAGGUCCUCCCCCAUCUCCUUCUCCAACUCGUCAAAACCCGCUUUAACGUCACCGAAGCAUUUCACUCCUUCGUCCUCACCAAAGCAUCACUCUGUAUCAUCCUCCCCUAAGCCUCUUGCUCUCUGUUUGCCAAAAAAACCCCGCUCUCUCUGUCCCUCGCCUAAACCCCCAGGUCUCUGUUCACAGAAACCUCCUUCACUCUCCUCUUCACCGAAACCAGGCUCCAAAAAGCCCUCGCAUAAACUCAGUUUUUUGAUGCCCUCGAGCAAACACGAUCAGCUUGUGGAUAGCGUUAAGGAGAGCGGUGGACAUGUCCCAGAUGAAAGCUCAACGAACUUGAAGUCUUCUAAACAGAAACAGCCCCUCCAUUGCAAGGAUUCUUCGAAGAAGGCCUUCUCUGCACGACCUAAGGGCCAAAGCUGUGACAACAACCUGUUCCUGAACCUCCACCCUAACGGAGCCAUCCACGGGGGAGUUCAGGAUGCGCCGCUGGCCCUCAUUACGAAGCCCCGCGGCCAGAGCAGCGCCCCCAGCAGCAAGCUGCUCUUCGCGGCUACCAGCCCUCCUCACCACAUCCCCAUCAACUUGAGCACUGGCGCCAAGGAGAUGUCGGGCAGCUCUGCUUCUCCGCUUAAAUCUUCUGCCUUGUCUGGACUUGUUCCCACAUCGAGGAAGACUAAGGCUGUGGACUUGGCCAGAGGCAGUGAGUCUGACAUCCACAGCAGCAAAGACUCGGACGACUCUUUAGGAGACGAUUACGACGACGAUAAUAUUGACGAUGAAGAUUCUGGCAGUAGCCUCUCAGAGUCGGAGAGCAAUCUAGAGAGCGACUCUGAUGGCUCUGAGGAUAAUGCCAAGGAGUGCGGAGAGACAGAUAGCGAUGGAGAAAGGACUCCUCAGAAAGCUGCUGAAGCAUCGUUGUCCGCUCACAAGUCCUCCUCGAACCUCUCAGCCAACUGCUCCUCGCUUAACCUGCAGAUUACCAAGCCUCCGAGUCAACCCGGCGGUUUACUCAGCCCCAGCACGAGCAGCGGGGCGCUGGGUAAACACAGCACAUCCCCAUCCUUCACGUUUGCAACAAUGCCAGGGUCAGGGAAGAGGAGGAGGGUAACGGAUGAGAGAGUCCUGCGGUUUCCUCUCGAGUUUGGGUGGCACAGAGAAACCCGAAUCAGGACUGUGGCAGGUCGCCUACAAGGUGAAGUGACUUAUUUUGCCCCGUGUGGGAAGAAACUGCGACAGUAUCCUGAUGUAAUGAAGUACUUGGUCAGGAACGGGAUAACGGAAAUCACACGGGAUAACUUCAGCUUUAGCACAAAAAUUAAUGUUGGUGACUUCUACGAAGCCAGAGAGGGACCAGAGGGUUUUCAGUGGUUCCUGCUGGCCGAGGAUGAGAUCGCUCCCAGCAUCAUUGCGAUGGACGGGAGACGCAGUCGUCGCACAAAGUCCGAGCACCUGUCGUCAGCUGAUGGCAUCGGGGCCAGACUGUGGAAGUCUCAUCCCCUGAACGUUGGUGAAAAUAACUUCCAAGAUGAUCCCAAGCUGCUGCGUAAACUGGAGGCUCAGGAAAUAGCUCGACAGGCAGCUCAGAUCAAAAUGAUGAGAAAACUGGAGAAGCAGGCCAUGGCGCAAGCAGCCAAGGAGGCAAGGAAGCAACAAGCAAUGAUGGCUGCUGAAGAAAGGCGGAAAAAGAGGGAGCAGAUGAAAAUUCUUAAACAGCAAGAGAAGAUCAAGCGCAUUCAGCAAAUUCGUAUGGAGAAAGAACUCCGUGCACAGCAAAUUCUCGAGGCGAAGAGAAUGAAAAAAGAAGCAGCAGCUAAUGCCAAAAUACUGGAAGCUGAGAAACGAAACAAGGAGAAAGAGAUGCGCAGGCUUCAAGCUGUCAUACUAAAGCACCAGGAGUUGGAGAGGCAUAGGCUAGAUAUGGAGAGGGAGAGACGCAGGCAGCACAUGGUACUCAUGAAGGCUGUGGAGGCCCGGAAGAAAGCCGAGGAGAAAGAGCGCCUGAAGAAAGAGAAAAAGGAUGAGAAGCGGUUAAACAAGGAAAGGAAGCUAGAGCUCAGAAGACUGGAACUGGAAAAAGCGAAGGAGCUGAAGAAGCCAAAUGAAGACAUGUGUUUAGCAGAUCAUAAGCCACUCCCAGAGUUGCCCCGAGUCCCAGGUCUAGUCCUGCCAGGAAACACCUUCUCUGACUGCCUGAUGGUGUUGCAGUUUCUGCACAGCUUUGGAAAGGUCCUGGGACUGGGCUUCAGUGCAAACAUGCUCACAAUAAGUGACCUUCAGGAGGGCUUGCUCAAUGUUGGGAACAAUAUGGGCAAAGUGCAGGACCUGCUGGUGAGCAUGCUCUCUGCAGCUGUGUGUGAUCCCGGCAUACCUGCAGGUCACAAGAGCAAAACGAUCUUGGGGGACCACUUGACUAAUGUGGAGAUCAACCGAGACAAUGCGUCAGAGAUUUUACAGCUGUACAUGGAGGCUCGCUGUGAACAGACAGAAGUGGCCGCUCUGGCUGUCAGCCUCAGAACUAAAGCUUUUCAGGCCCACAGUCCCUCACAAAAGGCCUCUAUGCUGGCGUUCCUGGUCAAUGAGCUCUGCUUCAGUAGGGCUGUCAUCAGUGAGAUUGACAAAAACAUCGAUUACAUGACCAACCUGAGGAAGGAUAAGUGGGCUAUCGAACGAAAGCUUCGCAAACUGAGGACCAUCCAUGCCAAGAAGACGGGAAAGAGAGACAGCUGUGUGGGAGGAGAGAACAACAACACCUUUGUCGUCUCCACUGUCAGAGACAAAUGCAAGAGGAAAGACGGGGACAGCGAGGAAGAAGAGGACGAGGACGACGACAGCGAAGACCAAGACGAGGAUGACGAGGAGGAGGAGGAAUCGGCGGGAAAGAAAGGGAAGAAAGCAGAUCUGUGUGAAGAGGAGGAUGACAGCGUACACUCAGACAGCAUCGAGGACCUGGAGAAACAAAUUGAAAAGACAUACAGGCAACAGAGUCAAAUCAGAGAGAAGCUCUUUGACUCCUCUCACUCACUGCGCUCCAUGAUGAUUGGACAGGACAGAUACAAGAGGCGCUACUGGGUCCUUCCACACUGCGGUGGCAUCUUCGUUGAAGGCAUGGGGAGCGGUGAAGGUUAUGAAGAGGUGGAGAUGGAGAGUCAACAGGCUGCGGAGGAGAUCAGGGUAAAAGAGGAGCAGCUAGAAGAGACGAGGGAGCCGGAGAUCUCCGGUCUAGCACAGAACAAAGACGGUGACGCAGCCACGGCAGAGUGCCAGCAGGACAGAGACAACCUCUUCCUCCAAAAGCCCGGCUCCUUAUCUAAGCUCAGCAAACUCCUCGAAGUAGCCAAAAUGGCCCAAGAUCUGGACAUCAAUAUCCAGAAAAGUCACGCUGCUGCGUUUUAUCCCCCGUAUCCUACCUCACAGUCAGUCGCUACGCAGCAGGGACUGAUGGAUAAAACAGAUACUUCGGUUCCCUCUCUGCUCAGCGCUGCGCAGCUCAAAACAAGUCACUGGAUGACCCGCAGCCCUCAGUCUCUCUUUCAUUAUGACCAGCUGUCCAAGAUACUGACUGAAAAAAGCAACCAGUGGUUUAGCCUCUUGCCUCGCUCUCCUUGCGACGAGUCCGUGGUGACCUGCGGUUCCAGUCCUUCAGCUUCCUUCUCUUCUCCGCAACCUGUCAGGACCAAAUCCCCCUCCUACCUCUGCCCUAAUCCCUUAGCUCCAGCUAGCUACAACACCAGUGCUGGGAUCAAUAAUGUGCAGACGCCUAUCCUUCAGCAAGUAAAGUCUGGCAUUCAUCAGAGCAGACUGACACUGUGUGACGUGUUGAGCUCAGGGACAAGUCCCAGCCUGCCCUUCUCUAACACUUCUCUACCCCCCGUGCUGCAUCGAGCCCCCCAGCAUGCGGAGGGUAAUGGAAACAAGGUCCUCUUUCUGGCAAAGAACAACUCAGUCAACAAGAGUGAGACCCCAGAGCCCCUGAGUGACAAACCCACUUGUGUCUCAUUCCCUGCUGUGGAGGUGGCCAAGACCCAGGACUACACUUGUCCUCAGCCUAUCCCAGAGGAGAUGCUACAUGGCUGGUGGCGAGUGUCAGACAUGGAGACCCUGCACAGUCUGGUCAAGACCCUCCACUGCCGAGGCAUCAGGGAGAAGGUCUUGCAGAAACAGAUCCAAAAACACAUGGAGCACAUGACCCAGCUCUGCUCCGACAGCAAAGACGCAGUUGAUAUGAAUGAGCGGGAGGAGAAGGAGUUUAGUGAAGCGACAGUGGAGAGCUGGUGUGUUGAGGAGCAGGCCAUGGAGGUGGACAUUGCACUGCUGAGGCAGGUAGAAGCUCUGGAGAGAAAAGUCAUCUCUUCCAGCCUGCAGGUCAAGGGUUGGAUGCACCCUAAACCCCAAUCAGACAGUAACCACCUGAUCUAUCAUGAGCACAAGCCCUUCUCCUCCCUGGAUCUCAACAACAAAGGUCAUAGAGAAACCAGCCAGGAGGACCUCUGUGGCUCUGUGGUGCGGCGGCCCGACAAUCCACUCGACAUAGCAGUGACCAGGCUGGAGGAGCUGGAGAGAAACAUCGAGCGAAGCAGUGAGGAGGAGGUGGCUCCCGGGAUGAGACUGUGGCGCAAAGCCCUCGGCCAAGUCCGCAGCUCGGCUCAGCUGUCGCUCUGCAUCCAGCAGCUGCACAAAUCCAUUCCCUGGGAACGAGCCAUAAUGAAAGUGCACUGCCAACUCUGUCAAAAGGGAGAUAAUGAGGAACUGCUCUUACUCUGUGAUGGCUGUGACAAAGGCUGCCACACUUACUGCCACAGUCCCAGGAUCACAACGGUACCUGAUGGAGACUGGUUUUGUCCUAGUUGCGUAAAAAAGGAAAGUGGUCAGUCCCCUUGGAGUAGGAAGCACCAGAGCAGAACAGCUGAAGAAGGGAAGAAAGCCAGUGAGGUAAAACGAAAUGGUAAGCCAUCUGUGGUGGGAGAGCUCAUCAGCGAGGAGGAUGCCAGCAGCUACAGCGUGCCAAAGAAAGGUACCAAGGAGUUCAAAAAGAGGAAAGGAGACGACAGCCCUCCCAGGUCCCAGGCCAAAUAUGACAGCCCCGUCUCCUGCGCGAAAAAAGCCAAAGCGCCCAAGGAUGACAAGAAUGGGCUGGCAAUGUGUCGAGUGCUGCUGGCUGAGUUGGAGGCCCAUCGGGAUGCUUGGCCCUUCCUCACACCAGUCAACCACAAAGCCGUCCCUGGGUACAGAAAAGUAAUCAGGAAGCCCAUGGACUUCUCCACCAUCAAGGAAAAGCUCACCAACAACCAGUACUUAAAUUUGGAGACUUUCAUCAUCGACGUGAACCUGGUUUUUGAUAACUGCGAAAGAUUCAAUGAGGACGACUCCGAAAUCGGCCGAGCCGGUCACAGUAUGAGGAGGUUCUUCGACAAACGAUGGACUGAACUGCUGCAAUAAGGGUUCCAGUGUGGACACUAGUCUCUACAUAUCAGACUUGGUCUUUGCUUGUCGGAGGCCUUCUCUUCACCUUUGACACUAAAUCAGUACAAAGUUAGGAUAACCCGGUGUGAAAGGACAAACUCCUGGUCUGUCUAGUGUUGGAGAAAAAACACUUUGUAUUUUCAAGUGCAAUAUUGUUUAUCAAAACACACUGACUCUGUCAACAUUGGGAAUCAGAUCCUCUGUAGAUACAUAAUUGUGUUUAUUUUAAUCAUCAAAACCAUAUAGUUUUGUGUACGUGUAUUUAUUUAUUAUUAAAAGUCAGACGGUGGCAUACAGCUUUAAAAGAAAUCAAAAGAUUAUUUUAUGGACUAUUGGUUUAAAUCCAAAAAAAAAAAAAAGAAGAAGAAUUGUUUACAGCUUUCAGAUGCUUAAGGUGCGAGCAGGACUGCUAUUCAUCCGCUUUGUGUAUUUGUUGUGUAAAAUACAAAGAAGGAUCCCUGACUGGCAGAGUUGAUUCUGUAACGUUUGAGUCUUAUUUAUUACAUGUAUAGUGUGUACUUACGGAGCAGUACACAGUUGAAGAUUGUGUCAUUGCGUAAGUGUGAUCGUAGCACUUGAUAUGUCUGAAUAUCCACUGAAAACACUCCUCAGUAUUGCAGUGCCUGACCUCUGAGGAGGAUGUUUUUCCAUAUGCACUGCGUUUCCUGCACACUAUACAGAAGGAAACAAGCUGUAUAUAAAAAAAACAAAAACAAAAAACAAAACAAAACAAAAAAACUUUCCUUUGAAUUGACGUGGUGCAUAUAGUGUUUUUCAUCUCCAGGCAUUUCCUUCAGCCAGAGCCGUGUCAGACAUCCUGCAGACGUGAAACCCUGCUCUGGGCUUUAAUCCAGCUGGGACAGUGUCAUGGUCCACUGGAGGCGUCUCUGGACAGCUCAAGUCAGAAGACUUCGAGUAACUGUAUUUUAUUAGGAAUAUUGUGAAAUGAGUAGCAACUUUUGUAGGAAUAUUAUUUUUAAAUAGUGGAUGUGUGGACGGAUAAAAUAAACCUGUUUUUCAAGACGAUUAA